Messenger RNA from Gastrolobium bilobum, 2644 nucleotides. Its product is annotated as potassium channel AKT1-like. The record is from RefSeq and is a predicted model, not a curated record. Gene Ontology annotation, biological process: potassium ion transport; transmembrane transport. Bases 1 to 2622 code for a protein of 873 amino acids. Gene Ontology annotation, molecular function: voltage-gated potassium channel activity; protein binding. The transcript has 12 exons. Gene Ontology annotation, cellular component: membrane. NCBI's taxonomy places the organism in Eukaryota, Viridiplantae, Streptophyta, Magnoliopsida, Fabales, Fabaceae.
AUGAAGAAGAUGUUUGGAAUGUCAUGUGGUGGCAAUGAUGAAGAAGCAGAUGAGAAAGAGAUUGAAACAAAGGACGAUGGCAGCCAAUACAGCUUAACAGGCAUUCUUCUUCCAUCUCUUGGUGCCACCGCCGCACGUGGCAGCCGGAGACCUAAGCUCCGCCGUUUCAUUAUCUCCCCUAGUAACCAUCGUUACAAACUUUGGGAGAGGUUUCUUGUGAUAUUGGUUUUCUACACAGCAUGGGUGUGUCCGUUUGAAUUUGGAUUCCUACUUGAGAAAUCAAAGGGUGCACUACUGAUUGUAAUGGACAAUGUUGUGAAUGUGAUUUUUGCUAUUGACAUUGUUCUCACCUUCUUCGUUGCCUACCUGGACAAAUCUUCUUAUUUGCUCAUUGACAACCCUAAGCUCAUUGCUUUGAGAUAUGCUAAGUCAUGGUUGAUCUUGGAUGUUAUGUCUACCAUUCCUUAUGAAGUUGUUUGCAUUGUGUUGCCGUCUUAUCUUCAAACCUAUGGCUACUUCAAUAUUCUCCGCCUUUGGCGCCUCCGUAGAGUCAGUGCCAUGUUUGCAAGAUUAGAAAAGGACAGGAAUUAUAACUACUUCUGGGUGCGCUGUUCAAAGCUUAUGUGUGUUACUCUAUUCUCAGUGCAUGUUGCUGCCUGCUUUUACUAUUUCAUUGCUGCACGGCGUGAACGAAAAUCUACAUGGCUUGGACUUGUUUCUGAUUCCUAUGACGACAGUUUGUGGGGCCGCUAUGUGACAUCAAUAUACUGGUCCAUUGUGACUCUUUCAUCUGUUGGUUAUGGUGAUCUGCAUCCUGUAAAUAUAACCGAAAUGACAUUUGACAUCUUCUAUAUGCUCUUUAAUCUUGGACUUACCGCGUAUCUGAUAGGAAACAUGACCAAUUUGGUUGUCCACCGGACUAAUAGAACUAAGAGAUAUAGAGACACUGUCCAAUCUGCCUCAUAUUUUGCCCAAAGGAACAAGCUACCUAUUCUUUUGCAAGAACAGAUAUUUGCUCAUUUGCUUAUGAAGUACAGAACUGAUUUAGAAGGACUGCAGCAGCAAGAGAUCCUUGAUUCCCUUCCAAAAGCCAUUCAUUCUAGCAUCUCAAACUACCUUUUCUAUUCACUUGUUGACAAAGUGUACUUGUUUCGUGGAGUGUCAAAUGACCUACUUUUUCAACUGGUCACGGAGAUGAAGGCAGAGUAUUUUCCUCCAAAGGAAGACGUGAUUUUGCAGAAUGAAGCACCAACUGACUUUUAUAUAAUGGUCACUGGAGCUGCUGAUCUUAUCAUUAAAAAGAAUGGAAUAGAACAGGUUGUUGGUGAGGCAAAGACAGGAGAUGUAGUUGGGGAAACAGGAGUACUAUGUUACAGGCCACAGCUGUUUACAGUUCGGACCAAGCGAUUGAGCCAGCUUCUGCGUUUGAAUCGAACUGCAUUUCUAAAUCUUGCUCAUUCAAAUGUUGGAGAUGGAACAAUAAUCAUGAAUAAUUUUCUUCAGCAUAUGCAUGAAUCAGGGGAUCCAGUGAAGCAAGGAAUUUUGGCAGAAACAGAGGCAAUGCUGGUUCGAGGCAAAAUGGAUUUGCCUAUCAGUUUAUUGUUUGCAGCUAACAGAGGUGACGAUAUAUUGCUGCUUAAGUUGCUGAAGAAGGGUUCAGAUCCAAAUGAAACAGAAAAGAAUGGAAAGACAGCACUGCAUAUUGCAGCUUCUAAAGGCAGUGACCAUUGUGUAGCUCUGCUUCUAGAAUAUGGAACUGAUCCCAACAUCCAAGAUUUAAAUGGAAGUGUCCCACUAUGGGAAGCAAUUAUGGGUAGGCAUGAAUCUGUCAUGAAACUUCUAGUAGACAACGGCGCAGACAUAUCAUCUGCUGAUGUUGGCCAUUUUGCAUGCACUGCUGUUGAGCAAAAUAACUUAGAAUUGCUCGAGUACAUUGUUCACUAUGGUGGGGACGUGACACGGUCCACAACCAAUGGAACCACUGCACUGCAUGCAGCAGUUUGUGAAGGGAAUGUUGAAAUAGUUAAGUUCCUUCUAGACCAAGGAGCAGACAUUGAUAAGCAAGAUGAUAAUGGCUGGACUCCAAGGGCAUUUGCAGAUCAUCAAUGCCAUGAAGAAAUACAAAAUAUAUUUCAGAAAAGAGGACAGAACAAAACACCUAGUGCUAUUCCUCAAGUAUCAAAGAAUGGAGAGUCCUAUGUUUGGAGGUGUCAAAGUGAACCCUUUAUGCCUGCCAUUCCACAAGGAAGCAUUCCACCUAAUCAAGAGUCGACAUGGUUUGAUAAUCGUCAGAGAAGAAGGGCCAGCCCUUUACGAAAUUCAUUUUUUGGAAUGAUGUCAGCUGCCAAACGUGACAAAAGAGAUUCCCCAACAUCUCAAAGCAGUCACACUACUACUCCAAAGGUGAAUGAAUUAUCAGCCAGAGUAACGCUUAGUUGUCCAGAAAAAGGUGAAAGUGCCAAAAAGCUUGUGUUUCUGCCAAAGUCCAUUGAAGAACUGCUACAUAUUGGUGCCCAAAAGUUUGACUUUUCUCCCACCAGAAUUUUGACCAAAGAAGGAGCUGAAGUUGAAGACAUAAACGUGAUAAGAGACGGUGAUCAUCUUAUUCUUGUACGGGACUGAACACUCAACAUAACUUUGCUAA